Messenger RNA from Aureobasidium subglaciale EXF-2481, 538 nucleotides. RefSeq lists its product as uncharacterized. Bases 253 to 453 code for a protein of 66 amino acids. NCBI's taxonomy places the organism in Eukaryota, Fungi, Ascomycota, Dothideomycetes, Dothideales, Saccotheciaceae. The transcript has 3 exons. The record is from RefSeq and is a predicted model, not a curated record.
UAGAAAUACAGUCAAGGAAUUGCGACUAUUGACGAGAAGUACUCAUCUUUUACGCGAGAGCCUGGUGUCCAUAAGGUCCGCCAAGAGAUUUUCGUUGUUCGUCUCUUAGGCUUCGUCUUCCGCAAAGUCCUUUAUCUCCGCAGGCAUUCAUCACUAUAGGUAUGCACACACACCUUCCUUCCUAAUAACAAGGUCAAGUUUGUAUUUCCUCAUACCAGCAACCCCAUAUUCCUUCGCUCAGUCACACACAUCAUGGGACCCUGGGUAGCAGUUGUAGAGGCAUGGCUAGUCAAAAGACUCCUCGAAAGCCAUACAUUCCAUCAAGGUGUGCGGAAAGUCCACAAGGGCGUCCAUCGCCUACGACACGGUCCUUUGGAGGAAGAUCUAGGUGGCACAAACCUUGAGAGUACGUCACUCGGUCGCAGACUUCGCAGACUACGCAACAGCAGCUGAUGCUCUGCAGAACAAGGUCCGGGAUUCGCAAAUCACUUCUGGGAGGAGAUCCAGGUGCAGACUGGACGCCGCAAGAGGAUAGAAG